UAUAAUGAUGUUCGCAUAUAUAUAAAUACGUAGGAUACAAAUAUAGUCGUGAAAUAAAUAAUCACAUUUCUGACGUUUCGCGUCUGCAUGGCGAUGCGCGCGAGAUACGACUCCGUGUGCUGAUCAGCUGAUUGAGGUUUUUCUAUUCGAAAGUUCAAGUCACAGUUCACGUUAUUGUUUCGUUAUUAUUUCGACGCAACAUAAGACUCUUUCGCAAAAAUUACUGCCUGUAAAUAUAUUAUUACGAAGCAAGCCGUCUUGAUCAUCGUUCAAGAAUGACACAAGAACUAUCUGGUGUAACCAUAGUGAUAUUUAUAGCAGCAGGUGUUUUGACAAUAUUGUUACUGUUUAUCUUUGCAAAACGGCAGAUCAUGAGGUUCGCUCUGAGAUCUCGUCGGGGCCCUCAUGUUCCUAUAGGACACGACACGAAAAAGUCUUUGAAAAAGGAAAUAGAAAGAAGAAUAGAAGUGAUACCUAGAAUCCAAUAUGAACCGCAACUCAUCAGUGAUUCCAGAUACAUUUUAACUUCAGGAGGCCAAGCUCCACCACAUUAUUAUAGACUGAAAGCGGUUGAUGAUGUUAAAACCUUAGAAACUGAAAUUACAAAGUAUGACAAUUGUUUGAAGAGACAUCCCUCAGAAAAUCUAAGAGCCUACUUGCUCACUACAUUAGCCACUCCAUUGAAUGGAAGUGGCCAGCGUUUGAUUCAUCAAUUCUGUGAUUUGUAUGAACACGCCAGACACGAUCCUACCGAAUUUGGUGAUGAAGAAUAUCAAGUGUAUACUCGUUUAUUCCUGAAAUUAAUGGAUGCGGCACGUUUAUUGAAAUCAUAUCCAAGCAGUAGAAAGUCUAGUCCCAGUCGUACGCCAAUCAAAAAGAAUGUAGAAACGAAGAGAAAUAUCCUGGAGCCUAGGAUGCGUCCGCCCGAAGAACAAAUACUAACUGGUUCCAGACCGAAUACUCUAACCGUUAUGACGUUAGACAACAGUGAGACGUCCGUGUAGCAUUAUGAGUGUCGUCACAUACAACAUAUGUGACGAGGAAAUUAUAGAUAGGUAUGGCACUGAAAUAAUUUCCAUUACACUAUACGUAAAUGGAGAACGUCCGAUUUAGUUAAGGAUCAUCAAUAUGCAUUUUUAUUUUUACAUUAAAUAUCUAAAGUCACUAUUUUAUUCAAGUUAAGUGUCAACAGUAUUAUCGAAUAACGCGUAUUUUAUAGACAACGAGUAACUAAGUUUCUUUUUAACUUGUUUAAUAUUUGUAUUUAUAUAAAUUUACAUCUAAAUACGAAAAAAUCAGCCUUAUAAAAUAGUCUUCAUAUUUGUCGCAUUGACAUCGCUUGUAAAAAAUUUAAAUAUGAUAUUGAUGUAUAUAAAAACAGCACACAGUCGUCGAAUUAGAAAAUUUAUAAUGGAAUAGAAUUUUUUAACGCGUCAUUUGUUGUAUAUAAUUCUUCAGGUGACGGUAACACUAAGUAAUAAUUGCUAAUUGUGAUUCAUUAAAUUUUUUGACUUUGAAUAAUUUAAUUAAAAUUUAUACACAUUUAAUCACAUAGAAUUAUAUAUCUAACGAAAUUCAGAAAAAAUGUCUAAAGCGAUUAAAAGAUAAUAGACUCGUUCUGUUUUUUCGAAUGAUUAUCUUUUAACAGUGACGAAUUAACACAUAUCUUUUUCUACGCAUUAUAGUUUAAUCGUAAAAAAUUUUUAAGAAUUUAACGAAUUGUAUGUAACGAACGAUAUGUAUGUAUAUAGCUGUCAAGCCUUGAUAUGAUUAUUUAAUAGCAAUAAAGCAGAAAUAUUUGAGUAGAGUGUCAGCUAUACUUAUAAAUGUUCAUUACAGUUGUAGGAUUUAUGAUAGGGAUUAUUGAUGAAGUACAAGGCUGAGCGUAAAAUAAGAAUAAGUAUCAAAUGGAUAAAUCGUUUCAACACAAAACCUUCCUUUUUUAUACAAAAUAUUUAAUAUAAUUAUAAAAAAAUACAUUUUAUUUAUUUACAACAA
Messenger RNA from Linepithema humile (Argentine ant), 1998 nucleotides. RefSeq names its product protein C1orf43 homolog. The record is from RefSeq and is a predicted model, not a curated record. NCBI's taxonomy places the organism in Eukaryota, Metazoa, Arthropoda, Insecta, Hymenoptera, Formicidae.